GCAUGCUGUUGGCCUUACUGAAGAACUCCACGCAUCCCGCAAACUCGACAGGGAAUCGCGCCGGUUUUCUGUGGGACCGCUUCCUGGACAAGGUGAGGGAGGCCCUCUACACAACGACGACGCACCGCUCGUCAGGGUCUUCGACGGCUUCGAGGCUGUCCCACUCGGAAGAGAGACCACCCUGCGAGCGUGACUUCAACGACGUCUAGUACGUCGCCACGUUGGGCGGAAACCAUCUCCUUCGACGAGGACACGACGAUUGUCGACUACGGCAAGAUUGACGACCACGUGAUACUCGACGCCGGUUCGACGUCCGCGAACGGAUUCUCGAGCGCACUCGGAAAGGCACGGUCUAAACUGGAAGCGAGAAGGAUCGGCGGACAGCAACGUUUCGUCUUUCAGCUACGACGCCAUCGAACCGAACGUGAAACUCGGGAAGGCUGUAAAAGGUUCGAAUGGAGCCGUGAACGGCUUUAACGACACCGCAAGCCUCGGGUCACCGGCGGGAACGGAAGACGUCCACGCCAGAUUCGGCACUGGGUCUCGCAAAGAAAUCUCCAGAACGAACUGUACUUCGGCCGUGUGGAAAGAUCACGAAGACGGACCGAUCCCCAGCUCGACGCCACCGGAUGCGAGGAGAGUCAGCGAAAACGAAGCUCAUGAACGUGUUAGUCGAACUCAGAUGCGAUCGUCCUCCUUCGAAGCACCAGCUGUCGAGAACAAACUGAUCGGUGUGGUAUCCGCAAAUAAAUCGAACGACGGGACGAUGCGAGACAUAACAAUGCAGGAAACGCAGCCGGAACUAGAAUGGUCUAGCUCUUCAAUUCAAAGGAAAGACCCGACACAUCAAACGGCUUCAUUGGUCGAGGGCAAGUACACGGCAACCGGAAGCACGUUCCUUCCAUCCGGGGUCAACGAGGUAAUUGGAAGGGUCACGUGGACAUCCCGCACUUCCGAAAAUAUCAACCAUUACGUUGAUCCCUUCGAACUUGAAAGUACGCCGCUCGAAGAAUUACGAAGAGGCGUCGAUGUCAAAUACUCCGCGGGCAGUCCGACUCUUCCCUCACCAGAAAAAGAAAACGCGUCCCAGGCAACUGAACUCACUUCAAGCUUUACACUAGAACUGUCCGGCUUGAAGGGAACUGGUAUUUUCGAAGACAGCGAAGAAAAUUUCAGAUGGUCCAAAAAUGACGGUGACAUUUUGGUUGGGACGAAAUCCGACAACAGCGGUGCUGCUUUUGGCGUUGCUCGAGCCGUUCCCGGGUCUAAUCGGGCACCCGUCGAGGGCGUCUCCAGUGUAACAUUUGGCUUCGACGAAGGCAUACCGCAUCCGUUAACGAAGCCUCCAGGGUACAGAAGAAGAAUGGAAGUUUCAGGAGCCGGGAGUGCGCCUCACUCUAUUGCUAAUGCAGCCGGUAAUCCGGAAGGAAGCUUAGUGCCGAAUAGAGUUCGUGAAACGGUGUCGGACGGUAGCAUACCCGCGGGCGACGGCGUGUAUCCAAUCAAGGCAGAUAGCCCAUCUCCCAGAUCAAAUACCGAACAUCUACUCACUAAUGGCUCUGUUAACCACCUUUACUUGUCAAACAUGACCGAAAGUGAUAAAAGUACUUCGUCGUUGGACUCAGAGGCGCGUUUCCCGGGGACGCUCCGAGUUGCACGUACAACGAGCAAGGCUAAUCUUACCGCCGACGCGUGGUUUGCGAAGCCAUUAGAUUUGAACAAUUCGCAACAGACAGAAGGUUGGGGAAGUGCUGGCGAAUCGCAAACGCGACCGAGCAUAGCAGAAGAUCACGCUUACGACCGCGCCUUUCUAAGACGUCAAAGUCCUCGAGGUAGCGAAAGCAGCGCCGAAGUAGAACGUCGGCUCAGCGAGAGACCACUGCUCAACGCGAAGACGUCCACCUCAGCCUCUCCGUCUAGUUGGCGCCCGGUCGAAGAGACAGGAAAGUUCAGGCAGCUGCGCGUGGGCGAUAAUGGUGGCCGCAAUACGGAGCCUUUUCAGGAAGACAUACCGCCGCAAGAAGAGGCCAGGCCAGCCACGGAAAAGAAGGCGACGUCGGCAGAUCCUGCACCUCCGUCACUGGAGGGGCAUCCCAUGGACUACAGACCAAUGGCCAGAGGAAGUUCGUCGACGACGACGGCCGAUUCGUUCAAUCUGCUUCGCGAACUCGACCGCAUCGCCGACGAGUUCACCGAGUUCCUCGAAAGGAAGGAGCGGCGGGAACGAGAUGAAGAUCACAUCCAUACCACCGUCGACCCGGAGGAAGAGCUGCUCGAUGCGGACGCAGCGAUAACAACGGUCGUUGACGGCGACCAUUCUUUGGCUGCUUCUACCGAAGUCGAUGACCUCGGAGUCGAGUGGGGCGCGAUGGACAUCGGUGGUCCGACGAUCCCAGGAGGGGUGGGACCCACGGUCUUCCCCACACGUGACGAGGAGGAGUUCUCGGAGCACCCGGCAGAAGAAAGGAAAAACCGCAUUGCGAGCGAGAAAACAGGAUCACCAUUAUACUGCUCUGUCGGGCCAACGUACUCGGGGCCUCUUCCUCCAUCACUCUGCAGUUACUUCGUCGUUUAUGACUCAGUGCAUUACGAUUCAAAUAGGAAGACCUUACAGGCUGUCUUCAGAGGUUCGUGGAGCGAACUGGCGGACAGUGUUGACCGCUUCAGGCUCGGACCCCGCGUUCUCCUGGCUCUCGAUGCUAAUCAGUUGCGGGCCGUGCUCACGGACUUCCCGGUGUCCGCGGUCUUCGCUGCUAAGGCGAGGUCGUUAAUCCUCGAGGGCAGUCUCUCCGGACUUGCCUUUGACCUGAGCCUGGCGACGGACUACGAUGCCAGCUCGCAUGCCACGCUUCUUCAGGGGACGAGAGACUACAUGCCGGGCUAUCACUUUGUCGGUCUCAUCGACUUCAUCGCCGCGACCGGACUUCUGCGAACGAACCUAGCAGAACUCGCAGGGUCAGUGCACAAGUUAUUUCUGCGCAACGAUCCACGCCACGUACACACCCUCGGCACCUCGGUUCCAAAUCCGUUUGCGUCGCCAAACCGCAAGUCCUAUUCCGUGGAGAACGCUAUGCGGUUGGCAGAGAGCUUGAGGCUGGUGUCGCCCGACCGCGAUCACGUAUGCUUGAGCGUGUCGCUGGCCGUGUACAAAUUUAACGUCUUGGACCAGGACGUUGACCCUUCGACCAACCCCGGCGUCGGAUCAUUGGCUUCCUACGUCAACACGGCUUUCUCCUACUCAGAGCUUUGCGAGGAGUACAGAGAUCCGCACAGACACUUCGACGACGCCACUCUCUCGACGUAUGUGCACGUAGGCGAGGCGUGGCUCGGCUUCGAUGACGACAUGUCGAUGGAGAUAAAGAUUGACAAGCUGUCUCGAGGACACCGUGUCGGCUGCCUGCUGGCCGACAACAUCGACUUGGACGACUUCAGGAAUGUUUGCAAGAAGGGCGACUUCCCAAGGCUGCGCCUGCUCAAGCGCUCUGUCUUGAGCAGAGAGCGACGAUAGAUUCCUUCUUUCCCGCUAUCAGUCACCUGACCAGACCAGUGCCAUUGGACUGCAGGAGAACGUAGUAAAUACA
This is a messenger RNA of Dermacentor silvarum, 3581 nucleotides long. RefSeq lists its product as uncharacterized. The coding region runs from base 683 to 3508 and encodes 941 amino acids. NCBI's taxonomy places the organism in Eukaryota, Metazoa, Arthropoda, Arachnida, Ixodida, Ixodidae. The record is from RefSeq and is a predicted model, not a curated record. The transcript has 8 exons.